Messenger RNA from Thlaspi arvense, 889 nucleotides. Lineage: Eukaryota; Viridiplantae; Streptophyta; Magnoliopsida; Brassicales; Brassicaceae. The record is from the annotation of a GenBank genome assembly.
CACUCGGAACGCUUAAGCCCUAACCAUCGAAGAACGAAAGCUUCAGACGAAUUGAAAAUGGUGGAGCAAGAAGAGAUUGUUGAUUCAGCUUCUGCUCCGGUUAACCCAGAACCGGAAGAAGACAUGGAGCUCGAAUCAGAGAGAGAGGAGAAUGGUGAGGAGAACGGAAGUAUCCAUAAGAAGCAAAAGGUUGAAGAGAGGUCUGUGGAGGAAGAAAGACUGGAGAAGAAGACUGAGGUAAAUGGGUCGGGUCGGGUCAAGCUUGGUCCCAAGGAGUUCGUUUCCUCUGUGGAGAUGUUCGAUUAUUUUAACAAGUUGUUGCAUUUCUGGCCGAAUAAUCUCGAUCUCAACAAGACUAUUCAAGUCGGCUCAGGGACUCAAAACAUUUUCAUGUAUGAGCGGAGGGUGCUACUGGAUUUGGUGAAGAAGGGUCAUCCCGAGCCCGAGAAGAAGAUUGGAGGAGGAAUCAAAGCGUUCCAAAUCAGAAACCACCCGGUGUGGAAAAGCCGUUGCUUCUUUCUGGUGAGGGUAGAUGAAACCGCAGAUGAUUUCAGCUUCAGAAAGUGCGUCGAUCAUAUCCUCCCGUUGCCGGAAAACGUAAAGUCUCCCAAAUCUAGUGGUGGUGGUCGUGGCGGCUAUGGUGGACGAAGAGGCCGAAGGGUCAGAAGAUAAGAGUGUGUUUGUUCCUUCUUUGCUUUUUUGCAUUUCUUAAUUAGAAUUUAGAUAAAAUUUGAAAUCUCCUAGCUCUCUUUUUUUUCUUUUUUGUUGUAUGAUAAAAGCUCAAAGGAUAUGAUGUUUGUACUUUCAUUAAUCUGACAAAGAGAGAUUACGUUAGACGUAAAAAGAACAUUCUUCUUGUACUUAUCAAAAAAAAAAACGUUCUUCUUGU